GAAUCGAGUGGAAAGCUGCUCAAAUCAGCGAGUUUUGGGAAUUUCUCUCUUGAAAAAAGAGCCAAGACGACAGUACAUUUACGCUGGCGUCCGACGUCUGAAUCAACUUUCUUAAAAGGGAGAGUUGUCAUUCUUGAAUUCAAUAAAACAUGCAAAGUUGAGACGAAGUUCCCAUCAUCACAUUUCAGUAAACCCUGCAUUAUCUUCAAGUCGCUAGGAACUUUAACAUUUAGUCAUCAGUCUACUACGUUGUCCAGUCCGCAUUCAGUAACAUCAGCACCAUCAACCAGAUCAACACUAUACGGCAAGUCAACAGUCUUUCCAGGAAUUCCACCGAUUAGCCCAACCAGCUCUCAAAAUCAUACGAACAAGAAAACCAAGAAAGCUACCUCAAAACAUGGGGUCAUAGUGGGAUCCGUUGUUAUUGUGCUUGGAGUUGUUCUACUCGUUCUCAUAGUAGUGCUAAUAUACAGGAAACUGAAACAGAAAUCUCGGCAAAUAGGCACCGCAACUCACAAUUCCAAAGAUGAACUUGUGGAUGAUUUUGACAUGAACGGCAAUCCUCGUUCCAAUGGCAGUCAAACAUCCAAUCAGAGCGGAGCAGAAGAAAUGUACAUGAACACAAUUCCAGACUUACCAAGCGAUCCAGCAGCAAAUGCGGCAAAUAUCUCAACAAAUGCACACGGAAAUUCACAGACAGUUGAGUUACAAGUACCAGAGCUAUACGCGUCUAUGAAAGAUGAUGUACUUCAGUAUGAUUAUGCUUCUGUGAAUGGAGGUCCUGGUUCCAAUCAGAACAUACCAAAAGGAAUGCAACAGAUUCCAGGCGCAUUUGAGUAUGAUUACGCUUCGGUGAAUGGCGAACCUCGUUCCAAUCAGAACAAAUCGGCAGAAGGAAUGCAACAGCGUUCAAUCCCAGAGGCAUUUGAGUAUGAUUAUGCUGCUAUGGACGGAGAUCUUCGUUUCGUCAAUAACAGAACAAAAGGGAUGUGCCAGCAUUCAAUCCCAGAAGAUGAACUUGCGGAUGAUUUUGACAUGGACGGCAAUCCUCGUUCCAAUGUCAGUCAAACAUCCAAUCAGAGCGGAGCAGAAGAAAUGUACAUGAAUACAAUUCCAGACUUACCAAGCGAUCCACCAGCAAAUGCGGCAAAUAUCUCAACAAAUGCACACGGAAAUUCACAGACAGUUGAGUUACAAGAACCAGAGCUAUACGCGUCUAUGAAAGAUGAUGUACUUCAGUAUGAUUAUGCUGUGAGUGGAGGUCCUGGUUCCAAUCAGAACAUACCAAAAGGAAUGCAACAGGUUCCAGGCGCAUUUGAGUAUGAUUACGCUUCGGUGAAUGGCGAACCUCGUUCCAAUCAGAACAAAUCGGCAGAAGGAAUGCAACAGCGUUCAAUCCCAGACGCAUUUGAGUACGAUUAUGCUGCUAUGGACGGAGAUCUUUGUUUCGUCAAUAACAGAACAAAAGGGAUGUGCCAGCAUUCAAACCCAGACAGUCCAUAUCCUGUGUUUGAUCUAACAGAUACUCCACCGUCGGAGGACGUGAAUUUUAAAAACGUCAAAACCUUCCAUGGUCAGUGUAGAAGCAAACAUGUGUUUUACUUUGACGAUUCAAGAGGGGGGUUGCUCGAAACAACGAAUUUUGUGAACAUAUUUUCUCUUAAAAAGGAAAAGCAGUUUGUACAUCUAGACUGGCGUCCAUUAUCCGAAUCCAUUUUAGACGGAAGGCUUAUCAUCAUUGAAUUCACAAACUGUACAAUAGAGUUUUGGAAGCCACCCCCGUCAUCUGUCAGUAACCCUUGCAUUAUUUUCAAGGCUCUAGGUAGUUUAACAUUUGGUCAACAGUCUCCUACGUUGUCCAGUUCGCCGCUUUCAGUAACACCAGCACCACCAACCAGAUCAACACUAUGCAGAACGUCAACAGUUCUUCCUGGAAUUCCAACAAUUAAACCUAUCAGUUCUCCAAAUCAACAGUCUCCUACGUUGUCCAGUCCACAUUCAGUAACACCAGUACCACCAACCAGAUCAACACUAUACGGCACGUCAACAGUUCUUCCUGGAAUCCCAACAAUUAAACCUACGAGUUCUCCAAAUCAUACUAGCAAUAAAACCAAGUUGAUGGUAAUUUUACCGAGUGGAGCAACUGGACACAAUGUCUUCUGCCACCUUGUGGUCAACGGAAAACACGACAUCGAGAUCGUUCUUGCAUCAACCCACCACCUGCUCAUGGUGGAAAGAACUGUACUGGGCCUUACAGUGAGACACAGAAUUGCACUCUGACUCAGCCGGCAUGUCCUAUUUUCAAGAACUGUACUGAAUUCUAUGAACGCGGGUUUAAUCGAAGUGGUGUGUACAUUAUUGAUCCCGACGGAGAUGGAGAAUUUGAGGUUUACUGUGACCACAAGACUGCUGGAGGAGAGAGAAAAGAGAAGAAAAGACG
Exaiptasia diaphana is the source of this 2440-nucleotide messenger RNA. RefSeq lists its product as uncharacterized. The transcript has 18 exons. Bases 550 to 2280 code for a protein of 576 amino acids. Lineage: Eukaryota; Metazoa; Cnidaria; Anthozoa; Actiniaria; Aiptasiidae. The record is from RefSeq and is a predicted model, not a curated record.